AUGGCGGAUUGUGGUGUUAGUGAAAUGAUAUUUCGUGUGCCUGUUGUUGUUGUUAUGGGUGCCACAGGAGCUGGAAAAUCAAAAUUAGCCAUCGACAUUGCGAAGAAAUUCGGGGGAGAGGUUAUAAGCGCCGAUUCAAUGCAGGUGUACCGAGGGCUGGACAUCAUCACCAACAAGGUGACGGUGGAGGAGGCGCAGGGCGUGCCGCACCACCUGCUGGACUUCCUCGAACCCACGCAGAGGUUCUCCGUGGUCGACUUCCGCGACGCCGCACUGCCCAUCAUCGACGACCUGGUGUCGCGGCAGAAGCUGCCCGUGGUGGUGGGCGGCACGCACUACUACAUAGAGUCGCUGCUCUGGAAGGUGCUGGUCACCGCUGGCUCGCCGGACGAGGCCACCAAGAGGAGCCAUGCAGACGACGCCGCCGCGUCCGACAGUGAUGGCGAGGACGCGGUGAGCGAGGCCAUCAUGAAACGCAGCCGCGGCGCCGGCGACCCGGAGGAGCUGCGUUCUGUGUCCAGCGAGGAGCUGCACCGCCGCCUCCAGCUGGUCGACCCCGAGAUGGCGGCCAGCCUCCACCCCAACAACCGCCGCCGCAUCAUCAGGUGA
Messenger RNA from Schistocerca piceifrons (Central American locust), 609 nucleotides. RefSeq names its product tRNA dimethylallyltransferase-like. Lineage: Eukaryota; Metazoa; Arthropoda; Insecta; Orthoptera; Acrididae. The transcript is spliced from 4 exons. Gene Ontology annotation, molecular function: tRNA dimethylallyltransferase activity. The record is from RefSeq and is a predicted model, not a curated record. Bases 1 to 609 code for a protein of 202 amino acids. Gene Ontology annotation, biological process: tRNA modification. Gene Ontology annotation, cellular component: mitochondrion.